Molecule: messenger RNA, 456 nt
Organism: Nezara viridula (southern green stink bug)
Lineage: Eukaryota; Metazoa; Arthropoda; Insecta; Hemiptera; Pentatomidae
Source: the annotation of a GenBank genome assembly
AUGAGGGAGAAACCCUUUGACUCAGAGAGGUCGCAAGGUCUUGGGUCUCUCAGCUCAGCCUCUGGACCGUGGGAUCCACGGCAAACUGGUCCGCAUCUGAACCUGUCAAGUUUGUUCCCAUUUGCUUUCCUUCCCCGCGAGGCAGUGACGAGAUUCCUCCUGGGAUGUGCAGACUGUCGGCGUCGAGUCGACUCGGAGUGUUCAUCCUCCACCCCGAAGAGGCUGAGGGCAGAUGAGUACGUGCCAAUAAACCUGACGACGCGAUCUUGCGUCAUCCGACUUUCAGUGCCAGCUUGCACACCACCAACAGUCGACAGUCCAGAGGAUAAUCAUUUUCGAGCUGGAUCCACCACAGAAGAAGAGAACGGAGAAUCGCCAACAUCUACAGACGAAGAAAUCAUCAUAAGGAUUCCCGAUCCUAGGGUAAGUUAUUUAAUUUUUUUGGACAAAGUAUGA